Molecule: messenger RNA, 1135 nt
Organism: Cryphonectria parasitica EP155
Lineage: Eukaryota; Fungi; Ascomycota; Sordariomycetes; Diaporthales; Cryphonectriaceae
Product: haloacid dehalogenase
Exons: 1
Coding region: 109-924 (271 amino acids)
Molecular function (GO): hydrolase activity, acting on halide bonds, in C-halide compounds
Source: RefSeq, a predicted model, not a curated record
AGAAAGCUGAAUGUAAAGGACAAGGCCAGGCCCUCGUCAACCCUUUUCUUGGUGAAACAAGACCAUCAAAACCACACUCACUACUGGCUCAUCUCCCUCCCAGCCGCCAUGGCGCCCAAGAUCACCAUAGCCUUCGACCUCUACGGCACGCUCCUCUCCACCUCCUCCAUCUCAGAUGACCUAGCCCACCACUUCGGAGCCGACAAGGCCGACCAAAUCGCCACCAAGUGGCGCCAGUACCAGCUGGAGUACACCUGGCGCCUCACCUCGAUGCAGGAGCCGUCCACCCCCGAGGUCCCCCACAUCCCCUUCGACAAGAUCACCCGCGCCGCCCUCGUCCACGCCGUCAACGAGGCGGGCCUGCACAUCCCAGACGCCAAGGCCGACGAGCUCAUGCGUGCCUACGACGGCCUCGUGUGCUUCACAGACGUGCUCCCGGGCCUCAAGACCCUGCAGGAGAGGACCGCAGCCGGCGACGCCGAGGCCCUCAUUUUUUCCAACGGCACCGCCGCCAUGCUGAGCGCGUCGGUCGCCGCGAGUCCUACCCUGAAGCUGUUCCACCCGGACGCGAGCGCCCAGGGCGCAAAGCCCUUGUUCGCGAAGCUGGUGUCUACGGACGGCGCGGGGAGGUACAAGCCCCACCGUGAUGCCUACGAGCACCUACAGCGCGAGGUGGGCGCCGGCGGAGGCGACUACAGGGCACAGGCGGCCGUGUGGCUCGUCAGCGCGAAUCCGUUCGACGUCGUUGGGGCGAGGGCUGCGGGGCUGAGGGCUGUGUGGGUGGAUCGUCAAGGCACGGGGUGGGUGGACCGCCUUGGGGAGGUGAUCAGUGAGGCCGGGGAUGCAAAGGUGGACUUGAAACCGACGAUUGUUGUGAAGGGUGUAGAUGAGGCUGUAGACAAGAUCUUCAAAGCCGGCAUUUGAAACGUUGCUGCGAGGCAUGAGGGAUGCGCAUUUCCAGAUGAUGGCAGCAAAAGACAGGUCUGCGGAAGGAUUGUAUGGUUUCUGGCAUGCUGGAGUACAUUACUAAUGACCAUGGUGCUCAAGACAGACACACAAGAUUUGUGUUUCGGCUAUGAGUCUUAUAUCAGCCAUCGAAAUUGUUCGUGGUGCUGGCAAUCCAUUCAUUUCAGCG